GUGAUGGAACGGAAGCCCCUCCCCCUGGCAGGUGGAGAAGAGGCGGAGUAUCUGUUGGCCCUGAAACAGGAUUUUAGAGGAGCGAUGAAGACUCUGCCGUUCUUCAUCAAACCAGCUGCAGCACAACGAGAUGUGCAGCGCUACUCUGACAAAUACCACAGCGGCGAGCAGACCAACAGCCUCUCGGACUGGAACCUAGACUGGAGAAGAUUUCCCAGAGAGCUGCAGGUCCACAUCAGGAGGAGAGUCAGAG
This is a messenger RNA of Oryzias melastigma (Indian medaka), 253 nucleotides long. It is a transcript of the gene polr3glb, whose product is annotated as RNA polymerase III subunit GL b. Gene Ontology annotation, cellular component: RNA polymerase III complex. The record is from RefSeq and is a predicted model, not a curated record. Gene Ontology annotation, biological process: transcription by RNA polymerase III. Lineage: Eukaryota; Metazoa; Chordata; Actinopteri; Beloniformes; Adrianichthyidae.